This is a messenger RNA of Pyrus x bretschneideri (Chinese white pear), 1772 nucleotides long. RefSeq names its product F-box protein SKIP23. Gene Ontology annotation, molecular function: protein binding. The coding region runs from base 147 to 1355 and encodes 402 amino acids. The transcript is spliced from 2 exons. The record is from RefSeq and is a predicted model, not a curated record. NCBI's taxonomy places the organism in Eukaryota, Viridiplantae, Streptophyta, Magnoliopsida, Rosales, Rosaceae.
CGCUUGCUUGGUGGAUCCUUCCGCUCCGGUGAGUUUCCGCUGAACGACUACCGUUUUAUUCCUUUAAAAACCUGUGCAUGCAACUUUCCUUCUGGUUUUAUCCGUUCGUGUCCGACGCCUGGGCGUCGUUUGAGUCAUAGAGCUGCAUGAUGGGUCGAAGGAGAAAUAAAAGGCGGAAGAAGGAGAAGCUUAUGAAUGUGGAUUGGGCAGAGCUGCCACAGAGUAUACUUGAGAUUAUCUUUGAGCGACUGCCUCUGAUUGAUUGUAUCUCUGUUAGUGAUGUUUGCAGAGCUUGGAGCAAUGUUAUUGGACAGGAACUGUCUUGUUGGCAAAGGCGUGGUGUCCCGUGGCUCAUGAUGUGUGGCCAGAAAGACAGACAUGUAAGGACUUGUCUUAGCAUAUUACAGAAUCAAGAUUGGGAGAUGGUGCUUCAUCAGGCUAUUGGAAGAUACUGUUGGGGAUCAUAUCAAGAUUGGUUGAUUCUAGUGAAAGAUGUCGAUUGUUUCAACCUUGAGAUUAGCUUGUUGAAUCCAUUCUCUGGGAAGAAAACUGAUCUUCCGAAAACAUGGAAUUUUUAUCACAAGAUGGUUCUCUCAGCACUUCCCUCUGUUGAAAACUUUGUUUGCAUGCUCGUCCAUGGUCAACACCGGGAGCUUGCAUUUUGGGUCCAUGGAGCUCAAUCAUGGCUUAAACAUAAGCUAGAUGGUGAACCGUUUGAGGAUGCUGUCUUCUCGGAUGGAAGUUUCUAUCUUCUAAGCAGUGAUUAUAACAUUUCACAGAUCAAGGUUACUGAUGUGCUUGCUGCCAUCAGAACAGAUGAUGAUUGUGAGAUAGAAACAGGUUGCCAUGAAGUAAAAAUGUCCGAGGAGCAGGAAGACGAGCAGGAAAGUUACACUGUGCUGAAGUACCUUGUGGAAUCUUGUGGAGAGCUUCUCCUUGUUUGUAGGUUUUACAGCACCAAACCCAAUGCUAUUCUUGAAACACGCGAUUUCAAAGUAUAUAAGCUGGAUUUCAGCCAGAUGGCAUGGAAGAGGGUACAUGAUUUGGGGGAUCAAGUACUAUUUCUAGGAAAAUGUUGUUCGCGAUCUGUUUCUUCAGGUGAACUUGGUGUUCCAAUGACAAACCGUAUCUACUUCUCUAAUGAUCAUGCUGCGCCGUGGUGGAAUGAAUGGGAUUCUAGUCAUCUUUAUGGAAUUCCAGCUCGUUUUGACCCAGACAGAAGGGAUUGGGGUGUGUUCAAGCUUGGCGACGACAAUCAAGAGAAUUUUCGGUUCCGUGGCAAUACAGACUGUUGGGCGCCUAUUUGGUUCACUGCCCCCCAAUGGUGGUGCUGUAGGAAUCUGGCUCUUAGAUGAAAGAAGUAACUUGUAAGUUAAAGCAUAGCUGGGGCAGGCGUGCCAUGAAAUGCGUAUUCUCUUUUGCUAUUUUGUUAGUUUGCUAGCGUAUCAUACAAGUGAAGGAGCUCAUUUUGUUCUAGUUAAUGCACCAUGUACUUACUACUGUACAAAGCGAUGAACUUACGUGGAACUGAGACGCUAAGGUGGUGGUAUCCCAAACCAAGCAGGCGAUGUUGACAUGUUGGCAAGUUGAAACACGUGGCGGUAUGUGAUAGGCUUGAGAUACCACCAUCUUGAUGUCUCGGUUGCACGUAGGUUCCUCUUGGCUACAAGCUUUUAUAAUCUAUAUUAUCAUGUAAUGAAAAUCGUGAACAAGAUCUAUCCCUUCGUGUGUGGUCGGUGCUUGCAGUAAUUAUAUAUUAGAAUUUUGGUCCA